AUGGCGGCCCCGCCGCCGCCCGCCUUUGACAAGGAGAAGAAGAAGAAGGAGAGCAUCUUGGACCUCUCCAAGUACAUCGACAAGACGAUCCGCGUGAAGUUCCAGGGCGGCCGCGAAGCUAGCGGAGUCUUGAAAGGAUUUGACCCCCUUCUGAACCUCGUGCUCGAUGGUACCAUUGAAUAUAUGAGAGAUCCAGAUGAUCAAUACAAACUAACAGAAGACACACGCCAGCUGGGACUGGUAGUCUGCAGAGGAACUUCUGUGGUUCUCAUUUGUCCACAGGAUGGCAUGGAGGCCAUUCCAAACCCUUUCAUUCAGCAGCAAGAUGGCUAAUGCUUUCUUGGGACUGUCUCUUCAAGGUUGCAAGUCAUUGAGUCAGUGGAGGUGUUUCUGUGUUGGAGGAGGAACUUGCAUGUGUGUUUGCUGGUGUGAAAGGAAAUUCUAUGCUUAUUUUUUGACUUUCUGUAAGUGGCAAGAGAAUGCCUCAUGGUGUGUAAGAAGUAAGUUCUGAUUUUGUUGAAAUAAAUGUGGAAUUUGUGAUUCGGCAGAAUUGACAGGAGAGAGUAUGUUGUCUAGAAACUGUAUGAGACCCUCUUCAUAUUGUGAGUUUGAAGCAACCAUAUAAUAUUAGUAAUGAACGCCCURAAGAUUGGUAAACAUGACUUAAAUUUUUAAAUACAUUUGCGGAACAUGAUUUUCUUCCUCUUAGAUGUCAACACUUAGCUGGGAAGCAUUUUGCAUUGUGUUUUAGGCUUUCUGUUCUUGACUUCGGUCYGAUUUGCCUGUUUGUUCCUGUAUGUGCAGGAGAACUACUUCUGUUAUCACCUUACAGGCUACAUAGGUAGGAAGUUAUUUUCUAGGAUUUGUUCCAUAUCCUGUGGUCUCUGUAAUCAGGAUGUUCCCAUGUUUCAAGAGCAAGUCUAGACUUCUAGAGUAAAUGCAUGUCUUGGCUGAGCAACAUGAACAUUAUGGAAGCGUCUGUUUGAUGCAUGGAAUUUUAGAGGAAGAAUAUUUAAGAUCCUAAUGUUCUGUUACAGGCAGUGCCUGGAAAUAUUGGAUAUUUUUGUAUUUUAGAUAUCCAUUUAUGUUUUGGUUAUAGUUUCAUUUG
Molecule: messenger RNA, 1108 nt
Organism: Nothoprocta perdicaria
Lineage: Eukaryota; Metazoa; Chordata; Aves; Tinamiformes; Tinamidae
Gene: LSM7
Product: LSM7 homolog, U6 small nuclear RNA and mRNA degradation associated
Exons: 4
Coding region: 1-333 (110 amino acids)
Biological process (GO): mRNA splicing, via spliceosome; nuclear-transcribed mRNA catabolic process
Cellular component (GO): spliceosomal tri-snRNP complex; catalytic step 2 spliceosome; U12-type spliceosomal complex
Molecular function (GO): RNA binding
Source: RefSeq, a predicted model, not a curated record